GUUGGUCGUAAUCUGGAGAGUGACAUUCGUGGAGACACAAGCGGAGACUUUGAGAAGAUCCUGGUCGCCCUGAUGCAGGGUUGUCGCGAGGAGAACGCCCCAGUCGACAUGGCUCGGGCACAAACCGACGCUGAUGAGCUUUACGCGGCCGGAGAAAAACGUUUGGGAACCGAGGAAGCCGUGUUCACGAGGAUACUCACGCAGAGGAGUUUCGGCCAAAUAAAGGCUAUCUCCGAGUGCUAUCGAAAGAAAUACGGCAAAAGUCUGGAGAAAGCGAUCAAGAAGGAGACGUCGGGUUACUAUGAGAAGACGAUGGUUUCGAUUGUUCGUUUUGCUGAGGACAAGAACGCCCUGCUUGCUGAAUGGUUCUACGACUCCAUGGUUGGUCUAGGAACACGUGACGAGAUGCUCAUUCGGUUGGUUCUGGGCCGUUGUGAGAUUGACCUCCAGGACGUGAAAGACGCCUACAUGAGGAAGUACAACAAGCCGCUGGUGAAGGCGAUUGAGGGCGACACCUCAGGCGACUACAGGAAAAUGCUUGUUGCUCUGGUUGGCAACACCAUGGCCGUCGUCUUCGAUGGACCAAAUUUCAACCCGCAAGAAGACGCCGAUGCGCUGGAAAAGGCAAUGCGUGGCUUAGGGACGGACGAAGAUGCCAUAAUCAACAUCUUAGCAUACCGCACGGUCAGUGGAAGACAGCAGAUAGCGAGGCAGUACAAGGCGUCCUAUGGACAGGACCUCCAGAAACGCCUCAAACAGGAGCUGUCGGGGCGGUUCAAGGAUGUUGUGCUGAAGUCCUUCCUGGACAAGGCCCAUCUGCGGGCCCGGGCUCUUUACGAGGCAAUGAAAGGCGCUGGAACGAAGGAAUCGAUCAUUAUUCAGACCAUUUGCUUGAUGAACAAUGAAGAAAUCGCCGCGCUUCGAUGUGCUUACGAAGACAUGCCAUGUUUGGUGCUUGUGGCCCUCAUCAGGCUCUUUCCUAUUUCUUUUCCAGCACUGCGUCGUGACCUUGAAAAGGAUGUCCGCAGCGAUUUGAGUGGUGACUUUGAGCUCUUCAUUGUGGCCCUGUUGCAAGGCAUGCGGGAGGAAGGCUUGGACCCCCAGGCUGCUGAGGCCGACGCCGAGGCUCUCGCAUCUGCGGGUGAAAAAAAGCUUGGAACCGACGAGGCUGUGUUUACAAAAAUCUUUGCAAGGAGGAGUUACGAAAUGAUUCGGCUUCUGGAUAAGCUCUACUACGAGAAAUCUGGUCAUGGAAUUCUGAAGGCCAUAAAAUCUGAACUCAGUGGAUACUAUGCAGAAGCAGUGAAAACAGUUGUGAAAACGGCAUUUAAUCGAGACGAAUGCGUCGCCGACCUGAUUCGUGAUACGAUGAUGGGAGCCGGAACUGACGACGAUGGUCUAAUUCUACUCGUUUUGGCUCAUUCUGAGGACAACAUGGCUGGUAUAAAGGCAAUAUUCGAAGAGAAAAACGGCAAAUCAUUGGAGGAAUGGAUCAAGGGUGAUACAUCUGGCCACUACAGAAAGUUUCUUCUUGCCGUCUUGGACAACAAGUAG
Molecule: messenger RNA, 1554 nt
Organism: Mesocestoides corti
Lineage: Eukaryota; Metazoa; Platyhelminthes; Cestoda; Cyclophyllidea; Mesocestoididae
Source: the annotation of a GenBank genome assembly